CUAUAUACAGUAGAGCUCUGAAAAAAAUAGAUGAAAGAUCAUAUUCCAGUAUGGAAGUGUGGGUGUACGUAUCAUGUUUUGAUUGGCAAGCCAUGGUGCACGUACGCCACGGCAAUGAGGAAGAAGAAUCAGAUGCCUAAACAACCCACCCAUUUUCCUGCUCCUGCUCCUGCACUGUACUUGGAUUGCAAAUGCGGCAGAGAAUCGUUUCGUUUCGCUUCAUUUUCCGCAAGCUGAAAGCAAUCGAAAGAUACGAAUAGGAUCCUCCUCUCUUCUUUCCGUCUUGUAUAUAUAGAUUUCUGUGGGUUAUUCCCGCCAUUUCAAGCAAUCCAUAUUCCGUCCGUCAGCUACUGCUAGUGGUAGGCUAGAUCAUCGAUGAACGCCAUGGAUGAGGAGGAGCAAGAGCAGCCUCCCCAGCGCUACUGGUUCCCGUACUGGACCAGCCCUCCACCGCCUCCGCCGCCGCCACCGCCACCGCCCUCCAGCUCCAGGUACAGGCCGCCGUCACCUCCCUCAUCGCGCCAUCCCCACCCAACCAUCCCAGCUGCCCGCGCCGCACCACCGCUCGGGCCAACCAACCGCCGCUUGCAUCAGCAGCCGCCGCCACCAGCAAGCAGAGAUGGUCGUCACGAGCCUCCUCCCAAGCCCAAGGACGUCGUCGUCAUCCCCACCGACACCGUACUGCAUCACAAACAACCACCACCCACGCAUCAUCAUCAGCAUCAGCAGCACAAGGUGAAAGAUCAGGAGGAGAAGAAGGGCGACCUGCGCAAGGACCUCAAGGCGGGGCUCGCCGGCAUGCUCAGCGCCGCCUCCCACGGCCAGCAAGGGACAAGCAUCAUCACGCUGGCCGGCGACAACAAGGGCGCAUCCAUGAAGAUAUCCUCCCCCGCCCCAGGCAGCAAGGGCGCCGGCGACGACAAGAGAAGCAGUGCGGAUGGCAAGGGGGGCGUGAAGGCGAUGAUCAACAGCAACGUGCAGUCCAUCAACAACUCGCUGCUUCUCCACAGCUCCUGCAGCGGCGGCGACCUCGGGGUGCACCUCAAGCUCAAGCUCUCCUCAAACUCCAAGUCCAAGUCCAAGACCAAGAGCAAGGAGAAGCAGCAGCAUAAUGUCGUCGCCGAUACCAGCAACAAGGAGAAGAAGCCCGAUAGCAGCCAGGAGAAGAAGGAGGCUGGUACCAGCGCCGCCAAACCCAACAAGCCAUCCGCCGCUGCCAAAGGCAACAAGCCCGCCGGUGCAGCUAACAAGUGAUUCUGCAGACAUACUAAUGUAUGUAUGUGCUUUGUACUGAUCUGAUUGCCUUCGCCUCAUCAUAAUGAUAAUCGAAUUAAAUUUGCGGUGUA
Oryza sativa Japonica Group (Japanese rice) is the source of this 1346-nucleotide messenger RNA. RefSeq lists its product as uncharacterized. The record is from RefSeq and is a predicted model, not a curated record. Lineage: Eukaryota; Viridiplantae; Streptophyta; Magnoliopsida; Poales; Poaceae.